Messenger RNA from Arachis ipaensis, 1610 nucleotides. RefSeq lists its product as uncharacterized. Gene Ontology annotation, molecular function: polysaccharide binding. The record is from RefSeq and is a predicted model, not a curated record. NCBI's taxonomy places the organism in Eukaryota, Viridiplantae, Streptophyta, Magnoliopsida, Fabales, Fabaceae.
UUCACAUGGUAGGCCAAGCAUUUUGUUGUGGAUAUUCAACACGGGCAGCAGUACACACAGAUUUUACAGAUGCACAUGAAUCAAUAGCAUCCUUUCUUUCUUUCUUUGAGCCUAAAAGUCUAAAACUAAAGUCUAUAUGCUCACUCCUAAAUCCUACUUCCUUAGUAACAAAACAAUGCACUAUACUAAUAAAAUAUUGCUGAUUUGCUGUCUAAUAAUAACAGGUCUCUUCUUUUUAGGAAGAAAAAGAAAAUAGUUGUUUGAAAGUAAUAAUAACAAUUCCACCAAAAAGGAAAAGAAUGUCCUCAAUUAACAUCAUGUAUAUGAAUGACCAAAGAAGAGAGAAGCCAUAACAAAUAUACUUUGCAAAAACACUUCAAUAAUGUCACCAGUUCUUCUCCUAUUCAGCAUUCAUAUAUUGUUGGUUCAGAAGGGCUCUUCUGCAACACCAACAUGCCAAACCACAUGUGGCACAAUACCAAUAAGAUACCCUUUUGGCACUGCCUAUGGUUGUGGCCACCCUGCAUUCUCUAAGCACAUGAAAUGCAAUCUUGGAACUCUUGAAUACUACUCAUCAACAAGAACCACCACCAGCAAUAAUAAUGCCUACACAGUUUCCUCAAUAGACUAUGCAAGUAGCACAGUUAUAAUCAUAGACCCUUUGAUGUCAAAUUGCACUGAGAUGCAAAACUCUGGUAGCUUUACCUUAGGUGAUGACACACCAUUCACAUUGGCCAAGGAGAACAUCUUUGUCCUCCUUGGCUGCUCCACCACCUCUCCAAUGUUCGAUUCGAGGGAAGACUUCUGCGACACAGGAUCCGGCUCCCGGGUUUGUAGAGGGAUGUAUUCAUGCAGAGGAGUGACAGGGAUUGGGCUGCCACAGAAUGCACCAAUAUCAACAUGUUGUGUAUAUGACUACCCUACUGGAAUUGGGUUGGGAUACAGUUUGGACCUUCCAAAGCUUCAAUGCUCUUCUUAUGCUUCUGUUUAUGAGUUUGGAGAUGAAGGGGACCCCAUGAAGUGGAAGUUUGGGGUAUCAUUGAAUUAUAAUGAUUCUUAUAAUUAUAGUGAUGCCUGUAAAGAUUGUGAAGCAAGUGGAGGCUUUUGUGGGUUUGCUAGUUUGGAUGAAUCAUUCUCUUGUGUUUGCAACAAUGGUGUUAACACCACCACCAAUUGUUUUGGACAAGGAAAUGCUUUAAGUGGGACAAGGGGACUGAAAAUUCAAACCGUGUUGACUAUUGGAGAAUGUAUAUGGAAUAAUUUGCAUACACCAUAUAACUAUAGAUGUAUGGGAAUAUGCACUCUUCUUAAUUAUCUUGUGUUCACUGAAGUUAUUAAUUGGUGUGGCUGGAUGAUGUUUCUGCAGGACUUGUAAUGUCUUGGAUGUUUUUACUCAUCCAAUGCAGAUAGUGACAAAACAAAUAAAGGGCUAGGGAAUGAAGAAGAAACAUGUCUUACCAUUUUAAUUAGUGCUUCAUUUUGUUUAUUUGACUCUAAAGCACAGAUAGGGCCAAAUAUAUGUAAUUUAUAUCAAAUUGAAAUGGCAAGCAAGCAUCUGUUUUUAAUUCAUAGUUGUUGGAUUGAAUAGAAUAUUUUAACUAGGAAUGCUA